This is a messenger RNA of Urocitellus parryii (Arctic ground squirrel), 2792 nucleotides long. RefSeq names its product luteinizing hormone/choriogonadotropin receptor (gene Lhcgr). Gene Ontology annotation, cellular component: plasma membrane. Gene Ontology annotation, molecular function: G protein-coupled peptide receptor activity; luteinizing hormone receptor activity. The record is from RefSeq and is a predicted model, not a curated record. Gene Ontology annotation, biological process: phospholipase C-activating G protein-coupled receptor signaling pathway; hormone-mediated signaling pathway; ovulation cycle process. NCBI's taxonomy places the organism in Eukaryota, Metazoa, Chordata, Mammalia, Rodentia, Sciuridae.
GGCCGCCCUCGGGCUGGGGGCUGUCCAGGACACUGGCCCAGGCUCAAGAGCCGGCACUCAGGCUUGCUGGCCAUGGGGCAGCGGUCCCCAGCUCCGCGGCUGCUGCUGGCGCUGCUGCUGCUGCUGGUGUUACCGCCGCUGUCCCAAGCGCUGCGCGGGGCGCGCUGCCCGGAGCCCUGCAACUGCGCGCCCGACAGCGCCCUGCGCUGCCCCGGCCCACGGGCCGGCCUCACCAGACUAUCACUCACUUAUCUCCCUGUCAAAAUCAUUCCAUCUCAAGCUUUCAGAGGACUUAAUGAGGUCGUAAAAAUAGAAAUCUCUCAGAGUGAUUCCCUGGAAAGGAUAGAAGCUAAUGCCUUUGACAACCUCCUCAAUUUGUCUGAAAUACUGAUCCAGAACACCAAAAACCUGGUACACAUUGAGCCUGGUGCAUUUACAAAUCUUCCCCGGUUAAAAUACCUGAGCAUCUGUAACACAGGCAUUCGAAUGCUUCCAGAUGUUACGAAGAUCUUCUCCUCCGAAUUUAAUUUCAUUCUGGAAAUUUGUGAUAACUUGUACAUAACCACCAUACCAGGAAAUGCUUUUCAAGGGAUGAAUAACGAAUCCAUAACACUCAAACUAUAUGGAAAUGGAUUUGAAGAAGUACAAAGUCAUGCAUUCAAUGGAACGACGCUAAUUUCACUGGAACUAAAAGAAAACAUACACCUGGAGAAGAUGCACAAUGGAGCCUUCAGGGGGGCCACAGGGCCCAGCAUCUUGGAUAUUUCUUCCACCAAAUUACAGGCCCUGCCAAGCUAUGGUCUGGAGUCCAUUCAGACGCUAAUUGCCACAUCAUCCUAUUAUCUAAAAAAAUUGCCAUCGAGAGAAAAAUUCACCAAUCUUGUGGAUGCCACACUGACUUACCCCAGCCACUGCUGUGCCUUUAGGAACUUGCCAACCAAAGAACAGAAUUUUUCAUUUUCCAUUUUUGAAAACUUUUCCAAACAAUGUGAAAGCACAGUAAGAAAACCAAAUAAUGAAACACUUUAUUCUGCUAUCUUUGCUGAGAGUGAACUGAGUGGCUGGGACUAUGAUUAUGGUUUCUGCUUGCCAAAGACUCUCCGAUGUGCUCCUGAACCAGAUGCUUUUAACCCCUGUGAAGAUAUUAUGGGCUAUGACUUCCUUAGAGUUCUGAUUUGGCUGAUUAAUAUUCUGGCCAUCAUGGGAAACUUGACUGUCCUUUUUGUUCUUCUGACCAGUCGUUACAAACUGACAGUCCCCCGUUUUCUUAUGUGCAAUCUCUCCUUUGCAGACUUUUGCAUGGGGCUCUAUCUGCUCCUCAUUGCCUCAGUUGAUUUCCAGACAAAAGGCCAGUACUAUAAUCAUGCCAUAGAUUGGCAGACAGGGAGUGGAUGUAGUGCUGCUGGCUUUUUCACAGUAUUUGCAAGCGAACUUUCAGUCUACACCCUUACAGUCAUCACUAUAGAAAGAUGGCACACCAUCACCUAUGCUGUUCAGCUGGACCAAAAGCUUCGAUUGAGACAUGCCAUUCCAAUUAUGCUUGGAGGAUGGCUCUUUUCUACUCUGAUUGCCAUGUUGCCCCUCGUGGGUGUCAGCAAUUACAUGAAGGUCAGCAUCUGCCUCCCCAUGGAUGUGGAAACCACUCUCUCGCAAGUCUACAUAUUAACUAUCCUGAUACUCAACGUGGUAGCCUUCAUCAUCAUUUGUGCUUGUUACAUUAAAAUUUAUUUUGCAGUUCAAAAUCCAGAGCUGAUGGCUACCAACAAAGAUACAAAGAUUGCUAAGAAAAUGGCAAUCCUCAUCUUCACUGACUUUACCUGCAUGGCACCUAUCUCUUUUUUUGCCAUCUCAGCUGCCUUCAAAGUUCCUCUUAUCACAGUCACCAACUCUAAAGUUUUACUGGUUCUCUUUUAUCCUGUCAAUUCUUGUGCCAACCCAUUUCUAUAUGCAAUUUUCACAAAGGCAUUCCGAAGGGAUUUCUUUCUGUUGCUGAGCAAAUUUGGCUGCUGUAAACGUCGGGCUGAACUUUAUAGAAGGAAGGAAUUUUCUGCUUAUACCUCCAACUGCAAAAAUGGCUUCUCUGGAUCAAAUAAGCCUUCUCAGUCGACCUUGAGGUUGUCCACAUUGCACUGUCAAUACUCAGCUGUCCUAGACAAGACCUGCUACAAAGAGUGUUAACUAUUACAUCAGUAAUUGCAUUACUGAAUUAUACUUAAGUCUGAAAAAAAUUACCUGAACCAGUAAUUUUAAUAUAAAGAGUUGGUUUUAGAAAAUUAUUUAUUCUUAGGUAUGUUGAUCAAAAGACUUUUGCCUAGUUCAAAUUGUGAUCCAUGACCAUUGCCAAUCUGGGAACUAUUUGUCAUUGAUAUGUGAUGAUAUAAAAUUCAGAGGCAGCUCAGAAAUUUUGUAACAAUUUUGACAGAGUGAUUAAAUUGUUAAACCUAAUAUUAAGAAAAAUCAAGGUGGCAUUUUAUGUGUCUUUGAUUUUUUUCAUUUUAGUCUUUUAAUUUUUAUUUCACUCUAUAAAAACAAUAGUGCAUAACAGAUUGGAAAUUUAAAGUAAUUGGUCUUUUUUUCCCCCGAAUAGUUAGAAAGCCACACUCAAGAGAUUGCACUAUGCAAUCUGCUAGCCACUAGCCAUGUGUGGCUAAAUUAAGGUUACAUGAAAAUUGUAGUUUCUCAGUUGCACUAACCACAUUUUAAGUGCUUUAUGAGCACAUCUGACUAGUAAUUUCUAUACUGGGCAGCACAGAUACAAAACAUUUUCAUCUUCCCAGAAGAGUUUAUUUUUU